Messenger RNA from Melospiza melodia melodia, 2284 nucleotides. It is a transcript of the gene CCDC15, whose product is annotated as coiled-coil domain containing 15. The transcript is spliced from 10 exons. Lineage: Eukaryota; Metazoa; Chordata; Aves; Passeriformes; Passerellidae. The record is from RefSeq and is a predicted model, not a curated record. The coding region runs from base 657 to 1976 and encodes 439 amino acids. Gene Ontology annotation, cellular component: centrosome.
CGGGGCCCGAACCCUUCACUGUGCCCCUAACACCCCCAGCGGGGCCAGAGCCAAAGGGGAUCUUUGUCACAGCCUGGGGACAGCCAGGAACAUGGCUCCUAAAAAUAAUAAUUUGUUUUAGUAUGAUUUAGCGGGGUCAGAAGCUGCCGUGGUGUUGGUGUAGUUUGGCCUCCCCUUUGCAUAAGCCCUCUAUUUUGCAGAGAUAAACAAAACUCUGCAGCUUUGUGAAAGUUGUAAAGCUGGCAUGUUUAUUACAUUGUAUUUAUUACAGGUAUGUUUAUUACAGUGCUGGAUGUAUGUGGAGGUUACUCUCUUUAAAAGACAUGCGUACUUUUGGGGACUUCAGGUCUCUUUUUAUUUUCUUCUCAAAUACAUACGCAUACAAUUUCACAAUAGGUUUGUACAUAGUCAUUUUUAUAAAUUUUGUGUGACAUUUGCUGCUAGUUCUUCUUUAUCAGAAAGAAUUCUUAGGUCAGGUUGACCUGCUCUCACAGCAGUCUCUGUUUCUCUUUAUCACUUUUGGUCUUUUUUUCUCUUUAUCUCUGUCUUUCACUGAAGCAGUUUCUCUGAGCUUAGGCUUUUUUGCAGUCAGGCUAAAUAGCUAUGUUUUCAAACUACAGACUUAACUCAAAGAUGUACAUUUCACUUAAAUCAAAAUGGAUCUCUACUCUGGAGAAUUUCUACUUUGUCUCACCUCAACAUCUCUCUGGGUUGAUCCCCCUCCAAUAAACUGUUCUUUGAGGAGAAAUGCAUCAAUUUUAAACAUCAGUCAGGCCUCAGCAUCCAGGGUGGAGGAGGAGCUGAAGGAGCAGCAGCAGCAGAAGGCAGCCAGCCUGAGGAGGUUCCAGGGCGAGGUGAGGCAGCGUGUGAACCGGCAGGCCAGGCUGCGCCGCAGGCUGGAGCUGCAGAAGGCCUACGAAGCUGUGGAGAGAGAGAACAGUGCUGCUGUGCAGUAUUCAACCCCCUGGAAGAACACGUGCCUGUUCCAGAGCCUCCCUGCUGCCAUCAUCUGUGCACCCAGUGGCUGUGACCCAGCCCAGCCAGAAGAGGAGCACGGGGAGCCAUUCCAGCAGCAAGCUGCUGAGCUCAGCAGGGCUGUGCAGCAGGUGCGGCGCAGGCUGGCGUCCCGCAGGAUCCUGUCCCACGUGUCCCACGGAGCCUGGAGGCAGCAGGAUCCAGACCCUUGCCCAGCAGCUGCAGUGCCCAUGGAGGAGAGUGAGGAGCUGCUGCUGGCAGGACACCACGAUCUGCCUGCUGAGCUGCUGGAGCAGGGCACAGCUGCACAUGGCACUGGGCAGGAUGAUGGCUUCUACAUCAAAAUUGAGUUUAAAAAAGUCUGUGGUGGGACAGUGAAGGACUCGAGCCCUCCUGGGAGGCCACACAGUGAAUGCCAACCUCCCCUCAGACUCUGGGCUGGUGUGGAGCAAGAGGAAACCAGGAAGCAGCGGCAGAGCGAGUUCCUGCGGUGCCGGCGCCUCUGCAUGGCCCUGGAGCGGGAGCGAGUGCGGCAGCGCCAGCGGCAGCAGGACAGGCAGCACAGAGUGGCCCAGAUUAAGAGGCAGAAGGAGAAUCAGCGGCGGGCAGAGGAGCAGAGGAUGAGAGAUGUGGCUGAGCAGAGAGAGCCCUCCCCAGGAGAGGGAACCUGGGCAGCCCUGGCCCAGCUGCAGCUGGAGGAGAGGAGAGUGAGGGACAGACAGCAGCGAGAUAAGGAGCACGUGAGGUAUCUUGAAGCUCUGAGAGCCCAGAUGAGGGAAAAAGUCAAGCUCUGUAACAUUGAUUUGCCCCCACUGUGUUCCUGUGGGUCUGAUUUCUGGGAUUCCCACCCGGAUACCUGUGCCAAUAACUGCGUCUUCUACAAAAAUCACAAAGCCUACAGCCAGGUGCUGCACUCGGUGAUCUCCUCCUGUGGCCCUGCAGCCACGCGCUCUCUGCAGGACCUGGCUGCUCUCUGUGCCCGCUCGGGGAGGCGCCUGUGACCCAGAGCUCGGUGGGGCUGGGCUGAGCAGGGAGUGGGGCUGUGCCUGUGUCUGUGCCUGUGUCUGUGCCGUGUCCUGCCUGCCCUCCACGCCAGCUGCCAGGACGGCGUCACCUUUGCCCUCGCAGGCUGUGCUGUGCCUCUCCCACCGUGCCCCAGGGGUGCAGCGGGCCGGGGCGAUGGUCGAGGUGAAGGAAGCAAUUGCUCUGUGGGGUUGGUUUAUGGCCCACACUUGCAUUCCAGUAGCUGACUGUUGACUGCACAUCCUUAUCGACUAAUCGUUAUUGUGGAAUAAACUACUUUCAAGGA